Penicillium oxalicum is the source of this 717-nucleotide messenger RNA. RefSeq lists its product as uncharacterized. The transcript has a single exon. Lineage: Eukaryota; Fungi; Ascomycota; Eurotiomycetes; Eurotiales; Aspergillaceae. The record is from RefSeq and is a predicted model, not a curated record. The coding region runs from base 1 to 717 and encodes 238 amino acids.
AUGGGGAAUGCCGCCAGCCCGCCACCCUCGCCGCUAUUACCCACCGCAAAUGCGGAGAGGCCCUUCGCAUCGAUGUGCUCACGCGCCGUCCAUGACCAGGGCCAGUGGGAUAUCGCCGGCUCGCGCAGGGGCGGCGGAAGAACUGGGACAGUGAUCGUCGCUGCGCUGGAGUACACAACUGGAGAUGGCUCCGCAGAUUGCGACCGACCAAGGAGGGGGUGCGCGAACGACCAGGCACAGCUGGUCGUGAACCUUUUUGGGUUCUCUUCGCAUGAACCUUGCAACAGCGGACUCCGUCGCAGUCGCGCGUCUCAGGUUCACGUCAGCAAUAAGCCCGGUCAAGCGCCAGGCUCAUUGCUUCACGACACUCGGGGGAUCCAGAGAGGUCGUCGUCGGUCAUCGGGUCAGAUGUAUGAUUCGCUGCUCCAUCCAGAAGCGAUAAUCCUUCGCUUGGGAACGCGGGGAAUAACCGGCUCUGACGUUGCAGUCGGCAAGUGCGACCGCCACUGGUGUGAUAUGCACACGAAAUUGAUGAUCACCGACAGGCUGGAAAGGGUUGUACCUGCCCCGUGCAGCGCGGUGGCGGGCGCACCCCCUCAACAAGGAAACUCCCCGGGCGUCGCCAACGAGCCGCCUAUGCGAACAAAUCAAGACAUCUCGGAACUGGGACAGGAACUACUGCCAGUUUUUUUUGGGUUUCUAAAGGGGGGAUACUAG